Molecule: messenger RNA, 369 nt
Organism: Penicillium samsonianum
Lineage: Eukaryota; Fungi; Ascomycota; Eurotiomycetes; Eurotiales; Aspergillaceae
Exons: 1
Coding region: 1-369 (122 amino acids)
Source: RefSeq, a predicted model, not a curated record
AUGGCGAACUAUCAUCCCAGCCUUGUCAUCAAAGGCCAAAUGGCCGAGUUGAACGACCUCAUGAAGGAUAUCGUGGCCCUCGAUACCGAGAUAACCACCGCGGCUCCUCAUAAACGGCUUAUAUUGUGCCUGGAGAUGAUGAAAAAGACCUCCCAGAUCGAGGCUCUCAAGGAAAAUAUUCAGUGCAAGAUUGAGGCAUUGGACAUCCACCGCAAAAGUUCCCUGGCGAGCCAUGCGAGCCAGCUUCACGAAAUCACGAAUGUCAGAGGCUGUACAGUUGACGCGACUAAUGUCAAGAACACCAAGGUAGCCACUACCGGCACCGCACUCAAAGUUCCCGAGCACGGAGAUGAAGAAUCUGUAGGCUAG